UGUCCUGCCACCAUGCAGUAUGGCACCUGUGUGUCGGCCUGCCAGCGGCGCUGCUCCUCCCUGUCCGUCCCGCAGCACUGUGGGGGCCACUGCGAGGAGGGCUGCGUCUGCCCCCAGGGCUCCUUCUACAACCACCGAACACACACCUGUGUGCACAGGUCCGAGUGUCCCUGCAGUUUCCUCGGAGCCGACUACGAACCCGGAGACGUGAUCUUGACAUCAGCAGGUGUUCAGUAAGAUCUUCUCCAAAGUUUCUUUCUCACAAGAUGCUUCAGGUUUAAAGGUUUUUAUUGUUUUCAGUCAAACCACAAAAUGAGAAUAAUUCUGGAUUAAGACAAUCUGGAAAAGAUUAAGAUUGAGAGAAUUAAACAUAGAAUAAAAACAAAACAAUGAUUUCCAGGCUGUAGCUCCAUCAAACAUCCGUCAGUCCAUCCGUCCUUUGU
Xiphophorus couchianus (Monterrey platyfish) is the source of this 443-nucleotide messenger RNA. Its product is annotated as von Willebrand factor-like. Lineage: Eukaryota; Metazoa; Chordata; Actinopteri; Cyprinodontiformes; Poeciliidae. Gene Ontology annotation, cellular component: extracellular matrix. The coding region runs from base 13 to 237 and encodes 74 amino acids. The record is from RefSeq and is a predicted model, not a curated record. The transcript is spliced from 2 exons.